CUAAAUUGUAUUCAUUUUAAAUGUGUGCCUUUCAAAGAUAAAAUGUUUAAUAAGAAAACACAGAACCUACAAUGAAACAAAGAAUAACAAGGGAAAUUAAAACUGGAUCGAUUUUGUUACGAAGAGAAUUUAUGGCACGCGGUGGUUCUCUUUGUAACUGAUACAAGACAUUAAUUGCGAGAAUAAAACGCACGUAGUUCUAUUCGUAGCCAAGGAAUAAACCAUACAAGGAACUGUUAUCUUUACAGGAGUUUUAUUUAAAAAUAUCUUCUGAUAAGGCUUUAUACUUAAACAUUCAGAAAAAAUAUAAUGAAAAGGAAAACGAGAACACGACUCUAAUGAACUUAAUAAACAACUGGAUUAAAAACUGAUAAUCCGGUAUGCGGAUUAUUGUGUUUAGACCGUAUAUUUUGCAGUGACUGUUGCCUGAAUUGGAGCUAGGCGUUUGGCAAUUUACCUAACGGAUUAUAGUUGCCGCCUGUGAAAUUGUUAAAACAGAAGGUACAGAAUUAUGAAAGUAUUGGAUAAACAAACAGUUAAAUAUAAAUAAAAGAUAUUAUGGUAAUGGUGAAGUAAACAGUGUCUAAAUGUGAGUAACUGGUGCAACUUGUGAACAAAAACAGCUGGAUCAAUGACCAGAUGCCACGGAAAGAAAGUGAUUUCAGCAGUGUUAAUAUAUAAUAUAAGUCGUCAAACAGAAGGAAAACACCUGUGGCGCAAGCAACAAUGCGGCUGUUCAAAGCACAAAACUUUUACGGGGACACAACGUCCCCGCCGCCUCCGCCCCCAUUCUCUAUAGACCGGGAAGUGACGCGCGUCAUGCCGGUCUACCUUAACCAGUAUCGGGACGGCCGCCGCCUGCCCACACCGGAAAAGGUGGCGGUCAUGGAAUUGUCCACAAGCUUCGAGCGCCGCCGCCUGGGGAAGCACCAGAGAAUUCUUAAUGACAUUUCUGAGCGCUGUCGGGCGCAGGAAAUUAACGACCUUAGCAGUAAACUCUCUGCGAAAGUGAACAUACAUCGAGCUGGCAAGCCGAAAGAGAUGACGUUUUAUUCAGCGACUUUUAUGGGAUCAAAGUUUCAUAACAGAGGAAGUAUGAACGAAAACGAAUUCGACGUUCAAAGAGAAAAUGACUGCGUUUCGCCUGAUGUCAAGCCGAAAAUCUUUGAAAAAAACUAUAAACAGUUUCCGGCCCGCAGAGUAAUGAGACAACAAACAAAGUUUGAGUUCCUGCGACAGCCGACCAUGUUGCCAAAAGUGGAGACUGAUAGGCAGCCAACAAUGUCGUCAUCUUCAGACUCCCAGAUAGCCACACUGAGAGCAAAGCUUGCACACCGCCAGCAGAUCAACGGCCCUAUACAGCUAGAUCACUACACGAGUCCUAGACCGGAUCUAGCGCCCCUGGUGCUUCCUUCUCUGGAGCGGGAGUACGGCCCCGCGUCUAUUGAACGCCUGGAGAGGGGCGACACAUGCUUUUCCACCAGUCGCCUCGUUUUGGGCAAGCGGUCAAAGACGCAGCUUACGUUGAACACGACACGCAGCGCGGCAGCAGAGGGUGGACGGCCAGAACCGUUCACGCUGCCGCCAUUCCAUCACGAGCUUUCCCAGCUGCAACUGACUAGUGGUCAUUCGCCACCACCGAACUCCGCGCUUGAACUUGACCCGCCGCCGACCCUUGAUAGAUGAAAUUAUCCACCAUGAUUGUAUGGCUGAAAUCGACAUCCGGGUUUCAUUCUGAGGAGGAGCGACUCAUUAUCCGACGUGUCAUUGCAUAAUUUAAAAAAGCAAAAAAAACAUCAACAGUUAAUUUUAUACUUAUUAGAAACAUUGAAAACCACGAAUACGGCCAAAACUCGAAUGAUUUUUUCCUUUUAUUGAUAAAUGUAUACUUCAUUUGAAUGUUUUCAUAUUACAUAUAUUGAUAUAUUGUGUAAUUAUAAUAUAUAUAUAUAUGUUGAUUUAUUUUUGCUACAUCUAAUAUUUACAGUUGGAUUUGUUUAAUACCGUAAAAACUAAAUAUGAUGUUUUACUGUUUCAAUCCGUGCAAUUUUGAUUUAUUAAGUUUUAUUUUUAUUUUCAUUCGAAUGUGUGUACAUAUCAUAUAUAAGUCAUAUAUAUCUGAUUUUGUGAACACCUUAAACGUUAUGCACCAUGUGUUUGCUACUUUAAAUGUACUUCAACGAGGGUUUAUUGUGUUUCAAUCUUCGGUUUAAAUCCACCCACGGAGAAAAUGUUUGAAUACCUCGUAUCUUUAAAUCAUCAAAAGAAUAAUGCCGAAUGAUAACAGACUUCAAAAUGUCAACGCGUUAAGAUGUUUAUCUUAUUUCUUUGUAUACCCGUCUUUCUGAUAUGGAUUGGCUACUUAAUGCAUUAUCUUCUAGAAACAUUGCGGUAUAAAAUACAAUCCACUCUGAUAUAUUAAAGGGGCAUACUAUAAAUUGAUGCAAAAAUAUUCAUUCUUUAUUUUAAUGCAUAAUUACUGACACAGGUAGCGAUAUUUUGGCGCUUUAAGGCGGGAAGUUUGUGGCCACGUAGCUAUCAAUUUAUAAAAAUACUAAUAUUUUUUUUUACUGAAUCUGUUUUGAUAAUUUUAAUCAAAUGGGUUAAACAUAAUUAUGUAUUAAAAUUAUAUUAAAAUUGUAUUGUGCCCCUUAAAAUGAACUGACAUUAUGUGAAUAGCAAUUUCGUAUUAUAUUAUUUGUAAAUGUU
This is a messenger RNA of Mya arenaria, 2709 nucleotides long. RefSeq lists its product as uncharacterized. NCBI's taxonomy places the organism in Eukaryota, Metazoa, Mollusca, Bivalvia, Myida, Myidae. Bases 727 to 1686 code for a protein of 319 amino acids. The record is from RefSeq and is a predicted model, not a curated record. The transcript has a single exon.